CUGAGACAGCGUCACUGACCGCAGUCUUGUUGAAGCUAAUGUUCACUAUGAAUAGACGCUCACACCGCGUCAAGCCAGGACUAACGGUUGUUGUUUUGUAGCUAGCCAACAACCAGACGUUAGCUAACAAGCGCUACCUCUUCACAGCAGAGGGGGGAGCUAACGUUAGCAUGACAGCAUGAGCCCAGAGCAGAAAGACAUUCAGCUGUCUGGUGUCAAGUGACAGCUCAGUCCAUAGGUAGAGGUCAGCUAACUUAACCCACCUUACCCUUUUGUUUUGUCAGACAAACGGACUGUUGCGCGUUUGUUUUAACGGUUACCGAGCCGCCCAGCUGUUUGACAUAAAGUGACGUUAAUUCAAAGCCGCUCAACAUCACGAAUGAAACUGUAACCGCUGUCUAAUAACGCUACAUGGUGUGCGGUGUUAACAAGCGAGUUCGUGUUUGGGAACAACACAGUGUGAGUUGUCAGGGUUUCCCUCUGCUCCAGUGCCCAAGAGAGGACAAUGAUAAGAACAUGAUCAGCGCCGAUGGCUUCUCAAAAUGCGAGGCGACUCUGCAAGACAGAAGCAGGAGGAGGCCACCCGCAGAGAUGCUCCAUCUGCUGUCAGCUGUCAUUGUUUGGCUGGUGACGGGAACCACCAUCUCCAGCCUCAACAAAUGGAUAUUUGCCGUUUACAACUUCAGGUACCCUCUGCUGCUGUCAGCGCUGCACAUGCUGACAGCCAUAGUGGUGGACUAUGGGCUGAUCAAACUGCGGGUGAUCCGCCACAGAGGGGUCGGAGAGCAGGACCUAACCCCCAGCGCAAAAUGUAAGGUGUUCCUGUUGAGUCUGACAUUUUGUGCCAGUAUUGCCUUUGGGAACAUGGGUCUGAACUAUGUUCAGCUGUCAUUUGCACAAAUGAUCUAUACCACCACCCCGCUCUUUACUCUGGCCAUCUCCACGCUGAUCCUGGGUAAGCAGCAUCACUUCCUCAAAUACACAGCCAUGAUGCCCAUCUGCCUGGGAGCCUCCUUCAGCAUCAUGGGAGAAGUCCAGUUCGAUCAGACCGGCUGCUUCUUUGUGUUUGCAGCGACCAUGUUGAGGGGAGUCAAGUCCAUUCAGCAGAGCAUCUUACUUCAGGAGGAGAAAAUCAACUCUGUGUUCCUGCUCUACCUGAUGUCCAUUCCUAGCUUCUGCAUCUUGACAGUGGCAGCUCUGGCCUUAGAAAACUGGGCUGUGCUCGAGUCGCCGCUGCAUUACGACCGCCACCUGUGGGUCUUUAUCUUGCUCAGCUGCCUGGGCUCAGUGAUGUACAACCUGGCCAGCUGCUGCGUCAUCACACUCACCUCUGCCGUCACUCUGCAUAUCCUCGGCAACCUGAGCGUGGUGGGAAACCUGCUGUUGUCUCAGCUGCUUUUCGGCAGCGAGUUGUCCGCCCUCAGUUGCGCCGGCGCGGCGCUGACAUUGUCUGGCAUGCUCAUCUAUCAGAACUCAGAGUUUAUCGUCAGCUACAUGGACGCACGCAAGGCCAAAGCUAAAAAGUCCAGACAGGUGGAUUUUCACACUGCAAGUGGAGAGGACUUGGACAAGGGUAGUGCAUCUGAACCAACAUAUCAUCAGCAGAGAACAGAUGGGAAACAGGAAGACAAGUUGGACUGAAUUGAACGGAUGAAGGAGAGAAUAAAAUGUUGAAGGAUAAAAUGAUAGUAUGAGUGUCUUUAAGUGGUCAAGAUCAGCAGAGGGAGUGUUACCUUAUAAGGCCAUCGUCACUGAUGAUGUGACUGAUCUUUAUUUUUUUUAAUUUAAUAACUUCCUCACUGUGCCAAUUUAUUUCUCCUCUGGUCACACAGAAGUGGAGUCUGCAGAGAGGAAAAGGUUGCCUUUUUUUAUCGCGGUGAUGGUAAAAUUCUCUCCUUCAUCUAUAAAACCACUCAUACACAGGCUAUAGCGGUAUAUGCAUGCAUGAGCACACUAAACUGUUUGAUACCUCAUGAGGUAUUCACACUGUCACUCAUACUACUCCACUGUGAAAAUGUUCUCAUUUACAGAGAGCUCUAGUCGAUGUUUUGGGUGGCUGUCAUAGAUAUUGCAGGCUGCAGAGAGCCUCGUGUGACAUUGAGGGGGCGGGGCUUAAAGAGCACUCCGUCUCAAAUCUUAACGGGCACAAUUUGUAUUAAAAAUAUAUAUUAAUAGUACUGUUACCUGACAUUCACCUGGCCCUGUCAUGGUAAGGGACUGGGUUUUGGCAGCUUUUUUUUUUUUGUUGUUGUUGGUAUGUGAAGCGGGAAGCUAGUUAAAUAACACUAAAGAGGCAAGAGUUAUAAUGAUGGACAAAGCCGUCGUUUCUGUGCAAUGAGAUGCCUCUUUUCCUCUACUGAAGCACAUUUUUAAUAAGAGGCCUGAGCGCUGUGUUUUGUCCUCCCCUAUGAACCUCAGUGUGGCUUCCCAUUUAAGGCCUAGAUUUUGUUCUCAUACCAUCUUUAAAAGACUGUCUCUGUAGAAUUACUCUAAUUAUUUCCAUCUUUUACAACAGUGCGCUCACUGCAGCGUUCCCCGAUAAUUAGGUUCACAAGUUCUCUAAGGAGUGUCACUCAACUUUAGUCUUUUCCCUGUGGAAGAGAUGAGGAAACCGAAGAUUGAGCUGUACUAUUUAAGGUUGCUUCUUAAAUCCUAACCCAUGUCAUUUGUUUGGUUUAAUUUUUCCUUUUAGUGGGGGACAUUUUUAAAAAGGCUGAUUUCUGCUGGACAGUGUCAUGUUUUCUCUCAGUAUUUGAAAAGCAUUUUAUUAACAUGCUUUUAUUUCAUGAUAAAACAUAUUUAUUCCACUUUUUAUGUAUGUGGAAGAAGAUAUUUAUUUUUGAAUGGCCAUAGAGAUCACUGGCUUUGUAAUGCUGUAGAUUUUGGUCCUCAAGUGUCUUGCACAUGCUCUUUCUCUUUAGAGAAAAGUCAGGUCAAGUCUCCUGAAAGCAUCUUAAAUGAUCUGGGAUGUCUGUUACUGUACACUUGCUCCUACAGUAGAGCAUGUCAAAUGUUUACUUUGAAAGCUUUCUUAGUCACACUGUGUGGUAACACUGGUUCUGUCAGCGACCAGACAUGCUAAUAUCCAGUUUGAGCUCUCACAAGACAACGAACAACAUUCAUCAAAGAUUGUUUUUAUGACACCUGCCACAUUUUCUGCAUAUUUUGCCAUAAGAAUAACUGCAGGCAGGAUUGUAUGUUGAAAGAUUUUACUUGAUGUAUCACUGAAUAUUUCAAGGGUGCCAUUCAUUAAAGUACAUUGUCCUGAGCAUCAUAUCAUAUUGAAACUAAGAUGCUUUUCAAAAAUCCCGUCAGUUGAAAAUAGUGCAAGAAAGAUAUGAAAUGGUUUUAUUUUGCAGUUUGAUAAAUGGCUCUGUUGGUUUAAUAUUUCAAAAUAAUAACUGGUGUCAGUCAAUACUCAAUUACAAGUUUAAAAAGUAUGUGCAGCAGAUCAUUUCAUUGGUUUUACAUUAUGGAAUACCUCAGCUGUUAAAUAGGACUUGUUAUGCCCUUGUGUUCAUUAAUUACUAACUAUUGGACUGAGAUCAAGCAGCUUUUCAACAACCACAAUAAAACUGCAGCAUGUGAAUGAUGGAUUUUACUGUGUUCAGUAGAGAAGAGUAAUCUGAUCACAGAUGUCAACAUAUAUUAAAACAUACUCGUGUUGACCUAUGAUCAGAACAGCCUCAGCCGUCAUUUUUUAGUUUUAUAACGAAGUUUGGCUGCUUGUUCUCAUGGAUAUCAUGUUGAGUAGAUUAUGAGUGUGGUGCAACAGAUGAGGUUCGUACCUCAGUUCAUGUGUACAUACUGGUUUUGAUUGUUUGCAAAGUUAGUUGGGUGUAAAUAGUUAUUUUAUUAUAUUUAUGUAUUCAUAUGUGGCUGAUUUAAACUGUACUGGUUUAAGAAAGAAACGUUUGCCUCAUGCCUUAUUUGGACAUAAUGUAGAUGAGAAAGCAGUGAUUUUAAUUUGUUAUUUUGUCAAAUGUUUUGGUUAAUACUUGCCAACGGCAGCCACAGUUGCUUCUGUUUAGGGGCAAAGAUAUGGGCGAUUCAUAUAAACAUGAUCUGCAAUUGCUUGAAAAAAAAAAUGGACUGAUACAAUAAACAAUAACGAAACCAACCACCUCA
This is a messenger RNA of Siniperca chuatsi (mandarin fish), 4128 nucleotides long. It is a transcript of the gene slc35e4, whose product is annotated as solute carrier family 35 member E4. The record is from RefSeq and is a predicted model, not a curated record. Gene Ontology annotation, cellular component: Golgi apparatus. The coding region runs from base 412 to 1641 and encodes 409 amino acids. Gene Ontology annotation, molecular function: antiporter activity. The transcript is spliced from 3 exons. Lineage: Eukaryota; Metazoa; Chordata; Actinopteri; Centrarchiformes; Sinipercidae.